Messenger RNA from Colletotrichum spaethianum, 1653 nucleotides. Its product is annotated as telomere maintenance protein SDE2. The record is from RefSeq and is a predicted model, not a curated record. Gene Ontology annotation, biological process: telomere maintenance. The coding region runs from base 1 to 1653 and encodes 550 amino acids. NCBI's taxonomy places the organism in Eukaryota, Fungi, Ascomycota, Sordariomycetes, Glomerellales, Glomerellaceae. Gene Ontology annotation, cellular component: nucleus. The transcript has a single exon.
AUGGGAUCUGUCGAAGUCGUGUCGAGCCGACUAGAGUCGUUACCUCCUCGUCCACCGACGCCGCCCCGCGAGGCCAGCCAAGCUGUUGAUGCCAUCACCGCUCCGAAGCAUCUCCUCGUCCUCCCUCCCUCGUCCGACCCUUGUUCCAGCCUCCAUACGCCGCCCAGUGCCUAUUCACCACUCUCCGGAGCCGGUUCCACGAACCCGAGUGUACGCAGAGCAAGGAAACGUGUGGGCUUCUCUGCAAAGGCCCAAUACAACGAGGCACCACAUUACCCAGGCGUCAACGCUUCCAGCCGGCGAUCACCUCUCUCGGCACCAUCGUCGACCCAGCCCAAACCCGUCAAGGGCAUUCUCAAGCAGACCUCUUCGCCGAGCCCCCUCAGCACCAGUGUCAAGGCAGAUGCCCUGACGACCUCGGCUAACAUCUCCGACAUGCUGGAAUCAACGGUGAAGCAGCUCGCCGGAGCCGACAGAGACUCGAAGCGAGAUGCCUAUUCAACUCUGGUCAUGACGCUGAAGACGUCCAAUAAUCUCCCAGACCGCAUUGCUCUUCAAGCCAAGAUGGGGCUGUUUGUCCAGUUCAUUCAGCGCGACAUAACCUCCAAGAAUCCUGCCACGGGCGGACCAGACGCGCCUCUCGUCAACAACGCCCUCUCCCUCCUCGCUACCUUUCUGCAUUUUCCUGCCAUUGCCUCGACGAUACCCAGCGAUUUCGGCGUUUUCUUCAUCGACCACUGCAUCCGAUCCUUCGAGGACUCGACUACACCGAAAGAUGUUGCUCGACACCUGAUGCACGCUGUCGCUACACAGGACUUUUCUCCCAAAGUCAUGACUUCUGAUCGUGUUCGGCGUCUAGUCGCCGCCCUGCGCAACAUCGAAGACAACCUCAAGGGAAAGAGCAUAGUAAUGUCUCGAAUCCUGAUCUACAAGCGCUUGGUUCAACAGUCGAGACAGCUAAUGGUGCUUCACUCGGAUUGGCUGAACGAUCUUUUCACGGAUAUGUUGAGCAGGGUUAAAGAGCUGCGAUCUGCCGCGAUAUCUCUCGGUUUUGAGGCUGUCUACACUUUUGGAAAGGAGAAAUCUCUUUCACGCAAGGUGAUGGAACUCUUCGAUACAUCCAUUGAAGAGAUGAAGUUUGCAGAGUACUAUCACCAGCAACUUCGUUCCAUGGCCAAGGAUAAGGAUGACAAGCAGUUGACUGCCUCUGUUCCUAAGAUUUGGAGCGUCAUAAUCCUUUUCUUGCGUUGCCCACUCGACCGGUGGCAGUUCUUCAACCAGUGGCUGCAACUGAUUCAAAUGGGCUUCAACAACAACGACCAUCCCCAGACCAAGCAAGAGGCAAACUUUGCCUGGAACCGUUUUGUCUGGUCCAUGCACACCGAGGGGCAGUCUUUCGUCAAGCUGCUACCCACGCUGUACCAACCUCUAGGCAGCCAACUCAAAUCGAAAUAUACUAGUAAGCACAUCCGAGAGGUCGUUUUCGGAAGCGUCUGCAACCUCUUAUACUACACCUUUAAGCCUGGCACGAGUACAGCCCUUCUUGAUAGCUACUGGGAUGCCUGUGUCAAGCCCAUCACAGAGGCCCCAGAACACAAGCAAGGAAUCCCGAUGCAACCGACGAGCACAUGCGGCAGGCAGCCUCGAUCCUGA